AAAUUAGGUAAUGGGUUCAGACUGUGGGAGGGGUGGGGCUCGCCGACCCCAGGAUCUGAUUGGGCAGGGUCUCCAGUGCUGGGGCCCAGGGAGGUGGGAGGGGAGGGUGCCCCUACAAAUCCCGGGGGCUAGAGCAGGCCAGGGCAUCUUUGGGUGGCGGAGUGCAAAGGAGGCGACCUGCAGCAGAGGUGUCCCGGUCACCAGCAACCAUGACGGACCAGCAGGCUGAGGCCAGGUCCUACCUCAGCGAGGAGAUGAUCGCUGAGUUCAAGGCUGCCUUUGACAUGUUUGAUGCUGAUGGUGGUGGGGACAUCAGCGUCAAGGAGUUGGGCACGGUGAUGAGGAUGCUGGGCCAGACACCCACCAAGGAGGAGCUGGACGCCAUCAUCGAGGAGGUGGAUGAGGAUGGCAGCGGCACUAUCGACUUCGAGGAGUUCUUGGUCAUGAUGGUGCGCCAGAUGAAAGAGGACGCGAAGGGGAAGAGCGAGGAGGAGCUGGCCGAGUGCUUCCGCAUCUUCGACAAGAAUGCAGAUGGCUACAUCGACCCGGAGGAGCUGGCUGAGAUUUUCAGGGCCUCUGGGGAGCACGUGACGGACGAGGAGAUCGAAUCUCUGAUGAAAGAUGGCGACAAGAACAAUGACGGCCGCAUUGACUUCGACGAGUUCCUGAAGAUGAUGGAGGGCGUGCAGUAAGGAGUGGUCAGUCGCCUCCACCAAGAUCGCCUGUCCCUAGGGUGUGGGAGACUCCGCCCUGCCGGGUCCCCACCAGGGAGGCACGGCCCCUUGUGGGUCUUUGGAAGGAAUAAAAGCAAAUGUUCCAAAA
Molecule: messenger RNA, 822 nt
Organism: Rhinopithecus roxellana (golden snub-nosed monkey)
Lineage: Eukaryota; Metazoa; Chordata; Mammalia; Primates; Cercopithecidae
Gene: TNNC2
Product: troponin C2, fast skeletal type
Exons: 6
Coding region: 210-692 (160 amino acids)
Molecular function (GO): calcium ion binding; enzyme regulator activity
Source: RefSeq, a predicted model, not a curated record